Molecule: messenger RNA, 456 nt
Organism: Hibiscus syriacus
Lineage: Eukaryota; Viridiplantae; Streptophyta; Magnoliopsida; Malvales; Malvaceae
Product: transcription termination factor 4, mitochondrial-like
Exons: 2
Coding region: 1-456 (151 amino acids)
Source: RefSeq, a predicted model, not a curated record
AUGAAUUAUGUUGUGGGUGGUCCUCUACCACAAACAUCUCAACCGCAGUAUGCAUCACGGAUAUCGAUGUCUGAUUUGUCACAAUUUUCACAAUUUUCAGCAAGCAGUGGGAUCGUCAGUCAUACAUCUCCAAGGUCCUUAUUCUACAAAGGUUAUAUAUCGGCAUUCAGCCCUUUUCGAGACAAUGUUGUAGAGAGUGAUGAUGAAGAUGAGGACGAGGAUGAGGAUGAGGAGAAAAAUGAGGACGAUGAUGAUGACGACGAGGAUGAUAAGAAUGACGACAAUGAGGACGACGAGGAGCAGUAUAUAAGAAGAAACCCUUCUAGAAAGUUUGAGGAUAUUGAUGAUGAUGCUUCGAGUUUGACUACCCAACAAAUUAAACAUAAUGAGUUUGGGAACACAGAGAUAGAUGAUGAACACCCAGAAGCAUGUUUCAAAGACAAUUGGGAAUCGUAA